Molecule: messenger RNA, 815 nt
Organism: Tarenaya hassleriana
Lineage: Eukaryota; Viridiplantae; Streptophyta; Magnoliopsida; Brassicales; Cleomaceae
Exons: 6
Coding region: 203-589 (128 amino acids)
Source: RefSeq, a predicted model, not a curated record
UCUGCGACUUCAUCUCCGCGACCAACGAAGUUUCUUACUCUCUCGCUCUCGUCAAUCUGUCGCCGCCACGUUCAGAUAUCCGGCUGUUCCUCACUCCGGCCCUCCGGCUCCGAGAGCUUAAUUCCGGUUGUGAUGGUAAAAAAGCAUGGUGUGAAAAUUGAAAAAGGCGAUAAUAGAGAAGGAAAUUGAGGAAUGCAAACAAAUGGAUGAAGCCAACGAAAUAUUGCAGCGCAAUAGGACGGAGGAUGUCACUUGGCUUUGCUCGCUCUCUGAAUCUGAACUUGACUUUCUCAUCAGCUUAAAGAAGCUAAUAUCACAACGUGCCAAAAUAAUUGGGCAUGAAGAACUUGUGGAGAAGUUUGAUCUCAAGAUGCUUCGUGCUCUCGGAUUUGUUCUGAUGGAACAUGUAAGAGGAAGACUAAAGGAUAAUAAUAUUUCGCUUGCCCCAAUUGUUGCUGAUCAUCUUAAGCUCAUAGAGAGCUGCAGUUUGUUAAAGACAUCAGUCGAGGAUACAAUGGACAUUGAAGAGAUUAGGGUUUUGCUCGGAAUCGAUUCGAGAAGGAAAUCACGGAAAAGACCGCGGCGGUAGCAGUGGCUGUUCUGAUUGAGGAACAUUUUCGUGAAGAGAUGUUGUCUUUUAAGGCAGAAGACUCAAAGCAUGACAGAAUCUAUGUUUCGGAUGUGUUGUGAUCAUUGUCUGAAAUUUUCAGAACUGUUACACGAAUGGAUGAAAUUCGUGCCUCUCUGUAUAUUCUCUAGUCAUAAUGUCUCAGAGGAAAUUUGGUCAUAAGUAAAAGGCUUAAUUUUUAUCACUA